AUGGCUACUGGUGCACCAGGUGGAAACUUCAGAUCGUGGACCCCAACGCCUCCUGAGCGUGGAUCCUUUCCCUUGGAUCAUGAUGGAGAAUGCAAGCAACAAAUGAUGGACUACUUAAAAUGCAUGAAAUACACUGAGAAUAAAAAUGCUCCUAAUUGUCGUAUUCUCGCCAAAAGCUACUUGAAGUGUAGAAUGGACAACCAGUUGAUGGACAACUCCGAUUGGGACUCUUUGGGACUUGUCAAUCUACCUGGAGAAGCGACUUUUGAAGUCAAGACUGACAAACCUAAGAACCAUGAUUAA
Messenger RNA from Sungouiella intermedia, 303 nucleotides. The record is from the annotation of a GenBank genome assembly. Lineage: Eukaryota; Fungi; Ascomycota; Pichiomycetes; Serinales; Metschnikowiaceae.